ACCUGGAAUUCAGGAUCUACUCCUAACUCUCUCUAUGGGCCUUCUGUAGAUCACACUACCAACUCUGCGCUGGGACACUAUGUGUUCUUCAUGACUGGCUUAAUGUCCAGUGACAAAACUGCACAUCUUUUGAGUGAAUACAUGGAACCAACCUCUGCUGCAUGCUUGACAUUCUGGUACCAUAUGCACAUGUUUUCUACUAUAGUGAAGGGGACUCUUACAGUGUAUAUUAAAGAUGCUGAUGGAUGCCAGGCUAUUUGGAGCAUGACAGGGGACCAAGGAGAUGCUUGGCUGGAAGCAAGGGUGGAUUACGUAACUACACAGCGAUAUCAGAUUUUAUUUGAAGGAAAAGAAGGAAACGUCUUUGAUCAAGGUGACAUUGCACUGGAUGACAUCAGUGUGAGGAAGGACACUACCUGUGCUAACAUUAUUUUAACCACACUACCUCCCACGAGUGUGAGGCCCACACAGCCACCCUCUCCUAUGGACUGCAGUUUUGAACAAGGGCUCUGCAACUGGCGCCAAGAGACAAAUGACAGCUUUGACUGGAUUUGCCAGGCAGGGCGCCAUGUUGAUGUACCUGGAAAUGGACCACUCUUUGACCAUUCUUUUGGUAACAUUGAAGGGUUUUAUUUAAUAAUCAUGGGUUCUGGUAUUGCGGAUGAAGAAACUGCAGUAAUCUCUAGUCCUGUGAUAUCAGAGACCACUGAAUUGUGUGUAAGUUUCUGGUAUUAUAUGCUUGGAUCAUCGGUGUCAACCCUGGAUGUCCUACUGCAAACAAAUUCAUCUCCAGAGACAGUUGUGUGGUCAAGAAGAGGCACACAGAAUGCAGUAUGGCUGGAUGCUCACAUAACUGUCAGAAUGAAGGGAUCAUACAGGGUACAGUUUGCUGGGAAGAGGAAUCGUUUAGGCCAGGGAUUCAUUGCCAUUGAUGACAUCACUAUGAGGGCUGGAGUCUGCACAUAUCACGGUACCUGUGGCUUUGAGAGUCCUUCAGUGUGUGGUUAUGAGCAGGAUGUCACAGAAACUGCUGACUGGGCUCACACAAAUGGCCUGGACUAUGGACCACAGAUUGAUCAGACUUACAGAACAAAGCAUGGCCACUUUAUGACAGUGCUUGGAGAAGAUACAAGAAAAGUUGCUCACCUGUUAACUCCAGAAUACCCAUCAACAAUGGAGUCCUGUGUUCAGUUCUGGUAUUGGCUGACCACAGAUCACAAUGACAGUUUCUCUAUCCACACCAUGGAGAAUGGUGAGCUGGGAGAGGCCCUGUGGGCUCUUUCAGGAGCUAAGUCUCACUACUGGGAGGUGGCCCAAGUCACAGUGUCAACGGCCACACACUUCAAGGUUGUAUUUAAGGCACAGCUAGAUCCUGCUGCUGGCAGCUUUGUGGCCAUUGACGAGGUCACUCUGACUGCUGGUGCCUGUCCCCACACAGGAAGCUGUGAUUUUGAAUCAAGUCAGUGCACAUGGCUGAACUCCCAAGGAGACCAAUUUGAUUGGAUUCAUGCUAAUGAUCAGUUGUCGAUAGUUGGCCCCAGUGUUGACCACACUACCCAAACAGCAGAUGGGAGGUACUUGCUGUGUGAAACCCAACACAGUGCUCCAGGAGACAGAGCUCUUCUCAUUUCAGAGCACUUCCAGGAUAGUGGGAUCAGCUGCUUCACUCUCUGGUAUCACAUGAGUGGCAGGGACUCUGGGUCUUUGCUGGUGUAUCUGCAGACAAGUGCCACACAUAAAGACUUGCUCUUUGAGAUAAAGGAAAGUGGCAACACUUGGAAAAAUUUUACAGACACUGUCAUAGGGCCAAAGAGAUUCCAGUGGUGCUCAACAGAUUAUGCAUUGCCAGUAGAGGAAUCCUGGUCACAGUUGUCCAGUGACAUGGACCAGGCUUGA
Messenger RNA from Lepisosteus oculatus (spotted gar), 1896 nucleotides. RefSeq names its product epidermal growth factor-like protein 6. Gene Ontology annotation, cellular component: membrane. NCBI's taxonomy places the organism in Eukaryota, Metazoa, Chordata, Actinopteri, Semionotiformes, Lepisosteidae. The record is from RefSeq and is a predicted model, not a curated record.